Messenger RNA from Saimiri boliviensis boliviensis (Bolivian squirrel monkey), 951 nucleotides. RefSeq names its product olfactory receptor 51H1-like. Gene Ontology annotation, molecular function: G protein-coupled receptor activity; olfactory receptor activity. Lineage: Eukaryota; Metazoa; Chordata; Mammalia; Primates; Cebidae. Gene Ontology annotation, biological process: G protein-coupled receptor signaling pathway. The record is from RefSeq and is a predicted model, not a curated record. Gene Ontology annotation, cellular component: plasma membrane.
AUGUCAUUACUCAACCAAACUAUUGAGAACCACCAGAGCUUCUUCAUCCUGACUGGGAUUCCAGGAAUGCCAGAGAAGAACUUAUGGAUGGCCUUGCCCCUCUGUCUUCUUUACAGUACCACAAUCCUGGGAAAUGUCACCAUCCUAGUUGUCAUCAAAGUUGAGCAAAGUCUCCAUGAACCCAUGUAUUAUUUUCUAGCCAUGUUAGCUGCCACUGACCUCAGCCUUUCACUGUCUUCCAUGCCUACCAUGGUCAGUGUUCACUGGUUCAACUGGCGUUCGAUAACUUUUAAUGUCUGCCUUAUCCAGAUGUUCUUCAUCCACACAUUUGGGGGAGUGGAAUCAGGUGUUCUGGUGGCCAUGACCUUUGAUCGCUUUGUGGCCAUCCGCUUUCCUUUGCGCUAUGCUACCAUUCUCACUCACAGUGUAAUCAGCAAGAUUGCAGCAGCAGUCCUGCUACGGAGUGUGGUGACUGUGCUCCCUGUGCCUUUUCUUACCAAAAGGUUACCUUUCUGCCACUCCAAUGUCCUCUCUCAUGCAUACUGCCUCCAUCAGGAUGCCAUGAGGCUUGCCUGUGCUGACACCAGUGUCAAUAGCAUCUAUGGCCUGCUGGCUGUGAUCCUCAUCAUUGUACUAGAUGCCUUGAUACUUUUGGCCUUAAUUCUAAUUCUCCAGGGAGUAUUGGACAUUGCUUCCCAGGAAGAGAGGCUCAAGGGUCUCAACACCUGCCUCUCUCAUAUCUGUGCAGUUAUGCUUUUCUAUGUGCCUCUCAUUGGCAUGACUCUAAUUCAUGGCCAUGGGAAGCAUUUGUCACCAGUAAUACACACAUUCAUGGCCAAUAUCUACCUGCUUCUCCCUCCUGUGCUCAAUCCCAUUGUGUACAGUGUUAGGACCAAGCAGAUCUGAUGGCGGAUUGUCCAGGCCUUCUGUGGGGCUAGGGUUGGCCAUUAA